Molecule: messenger RNA, 905 nt
Organism: Condylostylus longicornis
Lineage: Eukaryota; Metazoa; Arthropoda; Insecta; Diptera; Dolichopodidae
Exons: 2
Coding region: 31-468 (145 amino acids)
Source: RefSeq, a predicted model, not a curated record
AAGAAUAUUAAAAUUUUUUUGUUUUUAACCAUGAUACGAAUUUACGUCAUUUAUUUUAUUUGUAUUUUUGAAAUAAUUCAAAUUAUAGAAAAUUGUAGUGCGCGUCCAACAACAAAUAACAAUAACAAUAAUAAUAAUAAUGAUAAUCAAAUAAUAUUAAAUGAAUCAAAUGAAAAUAAUAAUUCAAAUAAUUUAUUAAAUAAUAAUAAUUUAAAUGAUAAUACAAAUUUAUCUAAAAGAUCUAUUGUAUUUUCAUCAUCAAAUAAUUGUGAUAAAGUUGAACAUACAGGAAAAUGUCCAGAUAGAUCAAAAAAUAAAAAACUUGGUGCAACAUCAAAAACUGGUAUCGAAUUAUUAAUAUCAACUUUAUCAACACCAGGAGAAGCUGAUCUUAAAAAUAAUGACGAUCAUCCAGCUGAAGCAUUACCAGUUAUUUCACACAAUAUGUUUGAUAUUACAAAAAGUUGAAUCUUGCGAUGAACUGGAACGUGAAUGAGAUGAAAAAUUAAUGUGGUUAAAAAAUUAUUAUUACCAUUAAUAUUACCACAUAACCCUACAUAUUAUCAUAUUGAAAGAUUGAAUUCUGAAGUAAUGGGAAUUUCAAUGUAUUUUAAACAUUCCAAAUAUUCUGACUGAAUUUGAACAGUGAAUAAACCAGAACGACAAGGAUUUAUAAUGAAAUCGUCAAACUUUUAUGUUAUAAAAAUACAAGGGACAUUUUAAAUAAUUGCAAAUAUGUUUUGUAUGUAAAUAAUUUUCAUAUUGAAAAAUAUAAAAGUUGUGAUUUGAUUUAAUUAUACUUAAAUAUUAUGUAGAUAGAUGUAACACAAUGUUCAUAUUUAUAAGAAUAUUAUAGCUUAAACUAUUUACUAGAUUGUUAUAAAAUUAUAUUAGACGUAUUAUAA